Macrobrachium nipponense is the source of this 4178-nucleotide messenger RNA. RefSeq names its product glutamate receptor ionotropic, kainate glr-3-like. The record is from RefSeq and is a predicted model, not a curated record. The transcript has 10 exons. Lineage: Eukaryota; Metazoa; Arthropoda; Malacostraca; Decapoda; Palaemonidae. Gene Ontology annotation, molecular function: ligand-gated monoatomic ion channel activity. Gene Ontology annotation, cellular component: membrane. Bases 1630 to 3618 code for a protein of 662 amino acids.
UACGGUGCUUACUAAAUGGAAAGAGGGAAUAUUUCGGGCCCACUAAUGGCUCAUGAUCGCAGUAUCUAAAUGACAGGUCAUUUUUUCUCCCGGUGUCAGCAAAGGCUUUUACAAUUCCUGGAGAGAUUAAGGAGUAAGAACUAUAUUCUCCAUUUCUAGAUGCUUUUUAUAGCUUCUAUUUUUAUUUACUUCUGAUCUGUAGACUGUGAUAUUUUCCCUUUCUAUGAACUCUCAUAAAAUUACUUCGAAUGAAAAGCUGCUAACAGCUUUUCUCGCUAAGAAUGUCCUGGCUCAUUAGAAGUUUCGCAUUUUGGAGGAGGAUUAGUCAACUGGUUAUUCUAUCCAAUUUGGGCCAUAACAUCAAAAAGCCACUGAAGGUUUGAGGGAAGAACAUAUAGCGCAGAGGAUCUUUCGUCAAGACUAAAUUACGACGAUCAUUCAAAAUAAUGCAGUAUCAAUCGAAAAGUUGUAUUUUCAACUGAUUUUCCAUAUUUAAUCUAAGACAGCAAAAAAAAAAAAAAAAAAAAAAAAAAAAGAGCACGGAGCAGUAUCAAUGGGAAUGAAUAUAGCUGUCAUUCCAUCAACCAUGGCAUUUCUCAUCUUUUUCAAUAAGAAUUUAACUAGAGCCUAGGAAUAUAUAAAAAAGAACAUUUCUAUUAUUCACUGGACACUAUUCAAUACGAUUUACUAAGACACUUGCAUGAUUUUGUAGCUUUAUAUUUUAAAUUAGGGUUUUCAAAGGUACAAGGGCGCAGUAAGGCACAAGUUGGAAAAGCAAUAACAUAAUGAUUCACUCUACUUCUUUAGUUCAUAAGGCUCUCGCCCACAAAAGCACGUUUGGACGAAUUGAGCCACACUCACAUCGAGGAACAUCACUAAAUACUACGGCACGAUGUGACAAGCGGUGAACUAAGUAUAACAGAACAGAAGGCAGACAGGCAGGAAGAACAACGAAACUUUCUAUAUGAAAAAUGAAAAUGUCUUAUUUUUCUAAAACUAACAGGGAUGAAUCAAUUACUUGAAUGCAAGUAAGAAUGCUCAUGAACAACUUUUGCCUUGUUCUUCCCUUUGCCGACAAUGAAAUGUCGGAAAGUCUUGAAUCAUCUAUGAGGAGAACCUAUGAAGAAGGGUGUUGUACACCGUCAGGUCGGUAGGAUCAUUAUCCAGCGAUGGUCACACCGCCAGUGUCGCGCCGAGCUUCAUGGAAGCAGCUUGCAUAUCAUUCGCUUCUCCACAUAUGAUUGAAUUAAUUAAUAAGGGUGAUCGCAAGUUUAUUCUUUUGAUACUGUGACUAACUGGUUAUCUGUGUCUAAUUCCUCUUGAGUUCUUGCGGGAGAUACUUCAAGUGCAUUCUCUUUUUCGAAAUCUAAAGUACAUGAACUGUUAUUUAUAUAAAUUCAUGUUAGUAUUUUUGCGCAUGAAUAUCUUUUAUGCGCUUGUUAAUCACUCUCUAAACCAGUUUGCAACAUUUUACAGGCAAAGUCUCGGAUCCAUUUAAAAGAAAUUUUAUUCUACAAUAAUAUCAGGGAACUGUGAAGAAGAGAUUAUCCAAAUUCACUCGGAGUUAUACACUGAAAUGGAAAACAAUGACGCCCGGGAUUUACAUUCCAUAGUGCAACCGUUAUAAAAAUGCGCCUCAUCAACUGUGCAAUGCUGCUUUGGCUCAGUGGAGCGUCUGUGUACGGUGGGAGAGAUGAAAGAAAGGGCUUGGAAGUCUCCCUCGCCUUGUCUUUUGCAGAGUUCUAUAAUUUCCAGCACAUAUCCAUCGUCACUGACGAAUCAAAACUGGGACGAGGCCACAACCAAGGACAUAGCAUCUGGACAGCGAGGUUUUUAAGCCAAGUAAGGACGGCCUACGUGUCCGUGAUCCCUAUGCAGAAUAGCCUGCAGAAAAACAACGGGUCAACGGAUAUUAUGGAGCACACUCAUCCCGGUGAAUCUCCAGCUCUUUGGCUGCGAAGCCUCUACCAUAGUCACCUUAUCGUGCAUGAAUUCUAUACCGCAGAACAACUCCACACGUUUCAAAAGCUCUUCAAAGGAAACGAAGCCAGAGGUGACUGGCUUUUACUGUCUGACGAGACCUUUCGAGACCGCCUGCGGGAAGUUUAUCUGCCUUUGAACAGCAGAGUGAAUGUAGCCACGCUCAAUACAGAGGAUGGUGGAUCUGCAGUUUUGUGGGAAGCCUACCACGUGUCCCCGAACUUCGACUUGAAAGUAAUGAGGCUAGGACACUGGGUCCACAGAAGACCAGGGGACCUUCCCGUACCAAAAGGGGUCGCUCUCGAGUUUUUUGCUGACCUUCAGAAAGACUCGAAUACCAUGGGGCUUGCCCCAAGGUACGCUGAAUCACGACAUGGGUAUAUGUAUGCGAUGGUAGGCGAUGCCUUCAGCAGACGUACGGACUUGAUGGGACUGCAUCUCCGUUGCACAACUCUUCAGGAAGAACCAUUCAUUGUGCUAGUUCGCGAAAAAGAUGGCAGUCAACGAGUAUCGGGGAUCGUCGGAUCAAUUUUCACACACCUGCAAGCAAUCAUGAACUUUACUUCGACUUGCUACGAGGUAGAAGAUGGAGCUUACGGGUCCCUGGUGGACGGCCAAUGGAAUGGAUUAAUCGGCGAGGUCUACAACGACGAGGCGGACAUCGCUGUGGCCUCAAUUGAUGUCACAAAAAAGCGGAGCUCGGCCGUGGAUUUCCCUAUUGGGGUCGGAUAUUCUAAGUAUAUCAUGUACAUGAAACGACCCUCGAACAGCGACUACAUGUGGAGAGCUUACACGAAGCAGUUCUCCCUCUUGGUGUGGAUCGUCACUGCGGUGUUCAUCCUCUUGGUCACUAUCCUCUUUUACCUGCACCUGAAAAUAUCUCAUUUCCCCUCUCCCCUCGUCUUCUCCGAAGCUUCCUUCACCAUCAUCGGGUUCAUCCUCGGACAAGGUACUUCGAUUCCCCUAGAACGAACAGCCAUCCGCUUAAUCGCUCUGACGACAUUGAUGACUCAAGUUCUCCUUCUUGUCCACUACACAAGUGAUCUGAUGUCUGGACUAACGGCUGGUCCCCCACUCCCUCGGGUUUCGAACCUACUUGAUGUAGCCUCGAGCUCUGACCUCCAGCUAGGGUACUUAAAGCAUAUCUCCAUCGAUGAAUAUCUGAGGGAUUCAACGAUUGACGCCUACAGGAAAAUCUGGGAGGGCAUCCACGAAAGAAAACUGGUCGACCUGGCUUCUACCAACGAAGAUGGCUUCAGGCGGGUCUUGGACAACAAAAACUACGUUUACAUGACAGCUGACAAAGCUUUCCUCUACCGUUACAGUCAGGAGUGUCGGGUCUAUCUCUUGCCCAACGCCAACUUCCCCACACAGUUCACCGUCGCCCUAAAGAAGUCGUCUCCGCUCACGCCUGUCUUUCAGAAGGUGUUACUGAGGAUGCUUUCGUCUGGUUUAAUAGACAAAUGGGAGCGUGAUUUUACUCCUACACUGGCCGACUGUAAUACCCUGGAGACUUCAGCCAUCGAACUUCCAGCAAUAUCAGUGCCCCUGCUACUCCUUUGCAUGGGUAUGGUGACCUCUCUGGUCAUACUAGCUUCGGAAAUCAUCGUGCACAAGAUAAAAUCGUCAGGGUCAUGAAAAUAAAAGCUGCAGUUUGGUUUCUUGGAUUUUUCGAACAGAGAUUCUAACAAGUAACAAAUCUGUUGAUCUUGGAUACGACAAAAGCAGUACAUAAAACCACAACUCGUGAGAUUUUUUUAAAUAUUUACAUCAUUCGUUUUGCUUCUUAAAAUUAUACUGGUGAAAUAAAAAGUAUUUGUAAAACUAAAAAUAUUCUGAUGUUAUUCAGAUGUGAAGAUGGAACUAAGAAGAGAUAAUUAGUAGAUACGUAAGAGUGUAUAUGAUAAAAGUAUGAUCUGAAAAAUUAUCACACUCAUAGAGGCAAAUUUUUUUUUAUUCAUAGCUCUUAAUAGACUCUACAAUAAAUCGACGUAGUCACAUUAAGCGAAUGUCAUUACAGAUUAUUUUCUAACAUUGCUAUCUUCGUUACAAUAAGCUUUAUCCGCUUCUUCAGUUGAUAGAUACUAAGACCUUUCACCAAAAGAGGGACCUUUAACAAUACUAUGAGGUUUGAUCUCUAGAAAUAUAUGUAUGUGCACAGUUACGCAAAAAGGUACACAAAUACUCAAACACGUAAA